AAACAAGUUAACACUUGGUGACGCCAAACACAAUAAAGACAGCAUAUAACAUAAGCAUCUACUUUAGAGAGAGAGAGAGUUCACGAGUGUUUCACCGCCAUUUUGCAACUGGAAUCGAACUACUACUACGUACUACCACUAGUCCACUACAUGGUACAUAUCCAAGCUCUUAAAAUCCAAAAUACUCGUAUGAGUUGGUGAACCCUUCACGGGGUGGAACCAUUUUUGGUCUCUUUCUUCACCCACCAACUCUAACACCAGUGGUCCACGCAAAACCACGUCAACCUGAACCGGGAGUUUCGGAGUUGCCUUGCUGCUUUUGCUUUAUCUUUAGGAAUGAUAAUAAUGAGAGAGUUGAGCUUCUUGUUGGGUGAUGCAAAAAGUGUUCUUUUCUUUUUCUUUCUUAAGCACAUGGAUCGGUCUGCUAUGACUGUUGGGCCGGGAAUGGAUUUGCCGAUCAUGCAUGACAGUGAUCGCUAUGAACUUGUGCGUGACAUUGGUUCUGGCAACUUCGGAGUAGCCAGGCUUAUGAGGGACAGGCACACCGAGGAACUUGUUGCUGUUAAGUAUAUUGAGAGAGGUGAAAAGAUAGAUGAAAAUGUACAAAGGGAAAUUAUAAAUCACAGAUCACUGAGGCAUCCCAAUAUAGUCAGGUUCAAGGAGGUUAUUUUGACCCCAAGCCAUUUGGCAAUUGUGAUGGAAUAUGCUUCUGGAGGAGAGCUAUUUGAGCGAAUAUGCAAUGCUGGGCGGUUCAGUGAGGAUGAGGCACGAUUCUUCUUCCAACAACUUAUAUCAGGGGUUAGCUACUGUCAUGCAAUGGAAGUAUGCCAUCGUGAUUUGAAGUUGGAAAACACAUUGUUGGAUGGUAGUCCAGCUCCUCGUUUGAAGAUUUGUGAUUUUGGUUAUUCCAAGUCCUCGGUACUACAUUCACAACCAAAAUCUACAGUUGGAACCCCUGCAUAUAUAGCUCCAGAAGUUUUGCUUAAAAAGGAAUAUGAUGGCAAGAUUGCGGAUGUGUGGUCUUGUGGGGUGACCUUAUAUGUCAUGUUGGUGGGUGCGUACCCUUUUGAGGAUCCAGAGGAACCUAAAAAUUUCCGCAAGACAAUUCAUAGAAUUUUGAAUGUUCAGUAUUCAAUCCCUGACUAUGUUCAUAUAUCAGCCGAGUGCCGUCAUCUGAUAUCAAGGAUUUUUGUUGCUGAUCCUGCAAAGAGAAUAAAUAUUCCUGAGAUUAGAAACCACGAGUGGUUUUUGAAGAACCUUCCGAGUGAUCUCAUGGAUGGGAAUACUAACAACCAGUUUGAGGAGCCUGAUCAACCAAUGCAAAGCAUAGAAGAAAUCAUGCAGAUAAUUAAGGAGGCUACAAUUCCUGCAGCUGGAUCUCAGUCUCUCAACCAUGAUCUCACUGGUAGUUUGGAUAUUGAUGAUGACAUGGAUUCGGAUCCUGAACUUGACUUAGACAGCAGUGGAGAAAUAGUGUAUGCUAUGUAAACUGGCGGAAGACCAUUGAACUGACUUUGGGGGUCAACAAAAUGUUAUGCCCCGGGUUGUUCAGUGCGUGUGGAAUAUGAACAAAUAUACUUCACUUUCUACCAUGAAGGAUACUGUGAUGGAAUUUUCAUUAUGCUGGGAGAGAAUCCACCCUGCUUGUGUUUAAGUUCUAUUUAUGAUCCUACUUGAUUAUCUGCUAGCUGCUUUGUAUUGAUUGCUGUGUGAUUUUUACAUUACCAUAUGAAUUGAUAGUCUUUACCUUUGGACCCA
Cajanus cajan (pigeon pea) is the source of this 1758-nucleotide messenger RNA. Its product is annotated as serine/threonine-protein kinase SRK2E. Gene Ontology annotation, molecular function: protein serine/threonine kinase activity; ATP binding. Gene Ontology annotation, biological process: protein phosphorylation. Lineage: Eukaryota; Viridiplantae; Streptophyta; Magnoliopsida; Fabales; Fabaceae. The record is from RefSeq and is a predicted model, not a curated record. Gene Ontology annotation, cellular component: nucleus.